Molecule: messenger RNA, 2685 nt
Organism: Schistosoma curassoni
Lineage: Eukaryota; Metazoa; Platyhelminthes; Trematoda; Strigeidida; Schistosomatidae
Source: the annotation of a GenBank genome assembly
AUGGAAAAUCAGAUGGAUAGAAACCUGGAGUUUUAUGCAGAAGAAGUCAGGAAAAGGCAAGAUUUGGAGAAAGAAAAGGAGGGAGAAAAACAAUUCCUUCGUACCUCACUACGUGGGUCUAGUCGUUUGCAAGCUAUUGAACAAUACAGGAGAAUCAUUAGAAGAGAUGAAUCCAAGAAGGCUGAAGUAAAUCAAGCAUUUGAAGAUGAUUCAAAGGUUGAAAGUAACACAGAACUCAUGGAACUUUUGUGCUAUCUACGGACGAAGAUGCCAGUUCUAAGAGAUGAAAAUGAGAAUAAAUUUCAAUCAUCAGACAUCACACUUCCAACAAACGAAACCACUUUGGAUUCCGAAACAGAACAAUGGGAGUGGCUUUUAAACGUUCUAUCCGAUCCAAGUUUAUCAAAAGCAUUUCUUAUGCAUGACAAAGUUGCGAAAGCAUAUGAGACUUGUAAAAGUGUUAUGCAUCCUAAACCGAGAUAUCGUUGGCCUGUUUUAGCUGGAUUGGCAUACGACACGAUGGAAGCUGUUAAAGAACAGUUAUUAACUGCAUUGAAGAAUCCGGGUCAAUUUGAUGCGUUUACUUUAAAUUGUAUUUCCGCAAUACUUAAUUUAUGCUCAUCCCCUUUAUUUCAGAACUUAUUAAUUGCUAUGGAUGGAUUAGCAAAUACAUGGCUUUUUGAUGCUGAUGAAGAUUUUGUUGCAUCUGAAAGUUUUGACAUGUCAGAGGAUAUCGAUAGAAACUCUAUUUCUAGUUCAUAUAUUCAAAAAUCUUCUGUCCCAGGUUGUUACGCUACACUUGCAUACGAUGAUCAAGGUCGUGACUCCUAUUCAGAACAUGGAGUUAGAUUAAAAUAUGUUAUUCUUCAAAAAACUGGUAAUGAAUUUUUGGGAGCUACAGUUCGUUUGGAAAGAAAUUCAAUUCUAAUUGCUCGGAUUGUUAAUGGGGGUUUAGCUUGUAAGACAAAUCUUCUUCACGAAGGUGAUGAACUGUUAUCUGUCAAUGGAAUUGAACUAAUGGGGAAAGAUUUGAAUACAGUAUGUGAUAUUAUGGCUUCACUACAUGGGAGAAUUAUUCUUCUUGUUGCACCGGCACUUGAUCCAUAUUCAUCAAUAUCGACUAAAGGAAUUAUACAUCUACGUGCAUUAUUUACUUAUGAACCCACUGACGACCGUUAUAUAGCAUGUAAAGAAUUGGGUUUAGGAUUUACCAAAGGAGACAUUAUACACGUUACAGGGAGGAAAGAUCCAAAUUGGUGGCAAGCUUAUCGGAGUGAUGAAGAACGUGGUUUGUCUGGUGCAAUAGGAACAUUAGCUGGUCUCAUACCUAGUCCAAUUUAUCAACGUAAUCGUGCUAUAUUACGCUUAAAAUAUUGGUUAACUAGUGGAACUGAAGACAUUGAAUUGGAAGAAGAUUCAACAGACUCUGAUUCAACUGGAUCAACUGUUAAUAAAGCGGAAAAGCCUACAAAUAAGUCGAAAGAGAAGAGGUUUUUGGGAAUAAAAUUUCCAACACUUAAAAAUGCACACUUUGGUAGUAGAUCUAUCUCACCAUCAAGUCGAGAUACUAAUCAAACUGAUUCAAAAAGUGAACUGACAUCUGUGAAUACAAGUGAAGGUGAUUUAACGGAUGGAGUUGUAUCUACACCGGAAGAUGAUUCACGUUGUGUAAUGAAUAGUACUGUGUUAAGUUCAGCUUAUGGCGAUCGUAUGUCUGGUUUAACAAAACCUACUGAUCUUUCCUCAGCUAAUGCAAUCAAUGAAUGGUCAGCUGCUGGACCAGUAUGGGGUCAACAUGGUUAUGAUCUUCGAACUCUACGUGCACGUCGUAAACGAAAUAGACGGAAACUCUCUUCAACAAAUAGAUCGUCUCCAUGUCUAGAAGGUUUAAGAUCCUGGAAAAAAGAUAAAAACCAUGGCGAGUAUUAUCCAUCUCUUGUUCCUGUCCCAGAUAAUGAAUUACAGUCGAGUGAUGAUCCUGUGGCAUGGUUAGAUAAAGAAGUUGCUCGUGGUUAUAUGAUCCAUUAUAGUUUAUGGACUUACGAACCUGUCGCUCAGUAUAUCCCACAACCACUUCGUAGACGGCCACUUGUGUUUGUUGGGCCAGCACAUGUUGGACGGCAACAAAUUUUACAGCAUCUCAUUCAACGAGAACCUGAUCGAUUUUUUCAAGCGGCUAUUUAUACAACAAAUUCAAAUUUGAAGGCAGAUACGAAAUUUUCUUAUAUUUGUAUUACAGAAGAAGAGUUUCGAUUAAAACGUAAACAAAAGGAAUUCAUUGAAUGGGGAUUAUUUAAUCGUGAUUAUUAUGGAACUAGUAAAUUAACUGUACAACAAUUAGUAAAUGAAGGCAAAAUAUGUUGUAUAUCUUUAAGACCUGAUUCUUUACGUAAAAUACGUUCAAGUGGUCUUGAUCCAUAUGUAAUAUUUAUUUCACCGCCAGAACGAGUAGAUGAUCUACAACGUUUACGUAAAAAUUUAAAUCUAACUGGUAAUUGUUCUAAUGAUGAAUUGAAAGCAUGUAUUGAAACAAGUCGUAAAAUGGAAUUACGUUUUGGUCAUUGGUUUGAUAGAGUAAUUAUUCCUGAAACAUUGGAUUCAACAGUUACAGAAUUAAUUCGUUUAGCUAUUAAACUUGAACGUGAACCAACUUGGGUACCAAGAUAUUGGUUAGAUCUCGAUUAA